AUGGCCACGGCUGAAGCUUCUUCAACCAGUACUGGUAAAGGUUUUUUUGACAGUUUAUUGUCUUUAGAUGAUCUAACCAGCCCUUCCAGUCCAACCAGUUUAACACUUGGACAAUUAGGAAAUAUUGCUAAUGCUGAAUCAGUCAAGUCCAUUUUUUCAAUUAAUUAUGAUCAACUUGAUAAACUUACUUAUUCACUUGAGCCCAAAUUUUCGUUUAAUUUUGAGUUUAACGUUCCUCUUUCAUCUUUCUUUGACAAAUCUAAUGUUUUUGCUACAAUCUUGGUUCCUGUCACCAUAACAAUAAAAGAAGUUGAGGAUGAUACGCAAUCUAAUCAAUCUGAGCUUCUAAAUCUGAUUAAAUCAAAAUUCAAGCCUCAAAUUGUUUCCAAAGAAGAUGGAUUAACUUCAAAAGUACCAUAUUUUGCUUAUCCAGCUUAUUUACCAGUUUAUUACGAUGAUCCCGUCUACGAAGAUACAGUUUACCAAGAGUCAGCCGAAUUGACCAACAAUACAAUUGAUCGAUCUGGUUACAACUAUAAACAACUGAAGUUUCCAUUUCAACGGACUAAGCGCAGUAAUAAAUGGAGAACUGAAUUGAAUCAAAUGGUGUUGCAUCUGCUUAAAAACUCUUGGUUAGAGGAAAAAGAUUGCCUUGCUAAAUUGAUCUGUCAAAUCUCUCGAAGUCAAAUGAUUGAAAAUGAUCUGAUCAAGUCUAUCAUUACAAAUUUAACAAGGCUACAUCAGUUGCAGGAUGGUAACAAAUUGUUAAUCGGACCCUAUCAUGAAGCCCUACAGUUUGGCCAAAUUUCAGGAAAAUGUGAAGAAAAAUAUUCCAAUUGCCGCUAAUCAUUUAUUCAACUGGUUUACAAACUAUGUUUCUUAUCAAAUACGAGUCAAAUUGUCUCUAUUAAUUCACAGAAGUUAAAGGGAAGAAGGAAAUAUUAAUAAAAAUCGUAAU
Molecule: messenger RNA, 958 nt
Organism: Tetranychus urticae (two-spotted spider mite)
Lineage: Eukaryota; Metazoa; Arthropoda; Arachnida; Trombidiformes; Tetranychidae
Source: RefSeq, a predicted model, not a curated record